CAAGAGGUUUCGCCGCGGACUUCAGGCAGAUUGUCUCACAGUAGUGGCCCUCUCAAUGGAGCCCAGAGUUGCGGUUCUUUGACAGAUAGCCCACCUGUUUCCCCCUCGGAGAUCGACGACAUUAAGUGUGGCCGCUCAAACGUCCCUCUCAGUAACCAAUACAGAGUCACUGCCACUGGAGGAGGAGCCACCACUGCCGGAGGUGGGAAGACUGUUGGGAGAUGGCUUAAGGACAGGAAAGAGAAGAAGAAAGAGGAAACGAGAGCUCAGAAUGCUCAGCUUCAUGCCGCUGUUUCGGUUGCUGGAGUGGCUGCAGCCAUUGCUGCAAUUGCUGCAGCCACUGCGGCUUCCUCUGGAUCUAGUAAAGAUGAACACAAGGCGAAGACUGAUAUGGCUGUUGCCUCUGCCGCAACUUUGGUUGCUGCUCAAUGUGUUGAGGCUGCCGAAGCUAUGGGGGCUGAACGUGAUCAUCUCGCUUUGGUUUUGAGCUCGGCCGUGAAUGUCAAGUCUGCUGGAGAUAUCAUGACUCUAACUGCAGCUGCAGCCACAGCCUUACGCGGGGCAGCGACGCUGAAGGCAAGGGCGCUAAAGGAAGUGUGGAACAUAGCAGCUGUAAUCCCAGUCGACAAAGGAAUGGGCGUGGUGGAGAACGGCAGCAAUGGGAAUUCCAACAGUAGUUUCAGCGGCGAACUUGUCCCUGAAGAAAAUUUCUUAGGCAUUUGCAGCCGAGAGUUUCUCACCAGAGGCUGCGAGCUGCUGAAACGCACCCGGAAAGGCGAUCUUCACUGGAAGAUAGUUUCUGUAUAUAUCAACAGAAUGAAUCAGGUUAUGUUGAAGAUGAAGAGCAAGCACGUUGCUGGGACCUUCACAAAAAAGAAAAAGAAUGUGGUUUUGGAGGUGAUCAAAGACAUUCCCGCCUGGCCCGGGCGCCACCUCCUUGACGGUGGAGAGCACCGUCGUUACUUCGGCCUGAAGACCGUCCUCCGCGGUGUCGUGGAGUUCGAGUGCAAGAGCCAACGGGAGUACGACAUCUGGACUCAAGGCGUGUCCCGGCUGCUCUCCAUUGCUGCAGAGAAGAGAGGAGGCAGAAGUGUGGCUUGAGAAUAUAUAUUGUAGGGAGAUGAAGAAGUGUCAAAAUUUAUGUAAUUUUUUUCCUUUUUUCUUUUUCUUUGGUGUUUCUUUUGUAAAAAGAAUUUUAGAUUAAAGGUAAGAAAGAAAAAGGAAAAGGUAAUCCAAAUGGGGUGUCUCUUUAAUGAUAUGAAUAUAAACUGGAGGGGCCCUUUUUAUUUUGUUUUUGGCUGCAAUCUGGAUGGUAAAGUAAAAGGCCAAUAUUUGAAUCAAA
Molecule: messenger RNA, 1342 nt
Organism: Momordica charantia (bitter melon)
Lineage: Eukaryota; Viridiplantae; Streptophyta; Magnoliopsida; Cucurbitales; Cucurbitaceae
Source: RefSeq, a predicted model, not a curated record